GGAGAGUGGGAGUGGUGGGGGAAGCUCUCCCUUUAAGAGGCAGCUUGCAGUGACGAAUUGUUGAAAUUGCCAUUGCAGGAUGGCAUGCCGCUAUAAAUUCAUUGUUCCACCUCCUCGCAUCUUCACAGCGCUCGCGCUGCUCUGGGCGCUCGCAGCGGCCGACUGGGGAUGACCGCGGGCAGGAGGACGCCGCCGCACCCGGAGGGGACAGGACGCGCUGCCUCGCUGGCUCUCCGCAGGCUGCCCCUAGCAUUUUUGCUCUGAUUUUUAAAAAUUUUUUUCUUUAUACGGCUCCCCCCCCCCCCCCCGCUUUCUUCUCUUCCUCCUGCUUCCAGGAAAGUCGAGGGAACCCACCUAAUAAGCAAGAAAGUAAGCUCCGAAGCUUGGAACCGCCGCCACCACCAGCGGGUCCCCACCAACAAGGGGGGGGGCACACCAGUUGCCUGCCUAGCGCCCCGCACUUUGUCAUUUUGCUGACUUUUCUGGGUGCAGCUACUGGAAUUUUAAUUUUUAUUUCAUAUUUUUAUCCCCCUUUCUCCUAUAGUUGCUUAUUCUAGAGUCACAAUCCGGACCCUUUUUUUUUUUUUUCUGAUUUCUGAUUUUUUUUUCCCCCCCUGGAGCAGGAAUCCAAACAUUUUCCACACCAACAAAGAAAAAAGUUCGCACGCUGGCCCCGCGGCCAGGACAGGCUGGCUCUGCUGCUGCUGCGGGGUCCCCCUCCCUCCGACACUUGACUCAACCUUGCAAGCGAGUGUGCGUGCCUGCGUGCUUGUGUGCCCCGGUCCCUUCCCAAGCGAAUAACAAACACCCAAGCCGGUCCCCGCGGCAAAGCCCCUCCCCGCGGGCUGCGCACUAUGCGGCUCGGGUGGGCGUCCCUGCUGCUGUGCGCGCUCCGCCUGCUCCAGGUCACCGCCAGCCCCGCCGCGGCACCUGCCCAGGAUAAAGCCGGGCAGCCUCGGGCUGCCGCAGCGGCCGCCCAGCCCCGCGGGCCGCAGGGGGAGGAGGCGCUGGAGCGGCCGCAGCCCGCCGGGCCCCCGCACCCCCUGGCGCCCCAGCGGCCCGGCGGCGGGCUGGUGCAGAACAUCGACCAGAUCUAUUCGGGCGGCGGCAAGGUGGGCUACCUCGUCUACGCGGGCGGCCGGCGGUUCCUCCUGGACCUGGAGCGGGAUGACUCGGUGGGCGCCGCUGGCUUGCUGCCCGCGGGAGGCGGACCGGGCGCGUCCCGGCGCCACCGGGGCCACUGCUUCUACCGCGGCACGGUGGACGGCAGCCCGCGCUCCCUGGCGGUCUUUGACCUCUGCGGGGCACUCGACGGCUUCUUUGCGGUGAGGCACGCGCGCUACACCCUGAAGCCGCUGCUGCGGGGACCCAGGAGCCAGGCGGAGGAGGCCCGCGUGUACGGGGACGGCUCGGCGCGGAUCUUGCACGUCUACACCCGCGAGGGCUUCAGCUUUGAGACUCUGCCGCCACGAGCGAGUUGCGAGACCCCCGCGGCCCCGCCGGGGCUGCGUGAGCGCCCCCCUGCACGCAGCAGCCCUGAACGGCGCUGGACUCUGAGCCCGCACUUCCAGGACCCGUGGACUCCCCGGUCCCAGUACGAGGCAGCUCAGGGACCACAGACGUGGUGGCGGCGGCGACGUCGCUCCAUCUCCCGGGCCCGCCAGGUGGAGCUGCUCCUGGUGGCCGACGCGUCCAUGGCGCGCAUGUACGGACAGGGCUUGCAGCACUACCUGCUGACCUUGGCCUCCAUAGCCAAUCGGCUGUACAGCCACGCCAGCAUCGAGAACCACAUCCGCCUGGCGGUGGUGAAGGUGGUGGUGCUGGGCGACAAAGACAAGAGCCUGGAGGUGAACAAGAACGCGGCCACCACGCUCAAGAACUUUUGCAAGUGGCAGCACCAGCACAACCAGCUGGGGGACGACCAUGAGGAACACUAUGACGCCGCCAUUCUGUUUACUCGGGAGGAUUUGUGUGGGCAUCAUUCAUGUGACACCCUGGGAAUGGCAGACGUUGGGACCAUAUGUUCUCCGGAGCGCAGCUGUGCUGUCAUUGAAGAUGACGGCUUACACGCGGCUUUCACCGUGGCUCACGAAAUUGGACAUCUCCUUGGUCUGUCCCAUGAUGAUUCCAAAUUCUGUGAGGAGAACUUUGGUUCCUCAGAAGAUAAGCGUUUAAUGUCUUCCAUCCUUACCAGCAUUGAUGCAUCCAAGCCCUGGUCAAAAUGUACCUCAGCCACCAUCACGGAAUUCCUGGAUGACGGUCAUGGGAACUGCUUAUUGGACAUCCCCAGGAAGCAGAUCUCAGGCCCUGAAGAGCUUCCGGGGCAGACCUAUGAUGCCACCCAGCAGUGCAACCUGACCUUUGGACCAGAGUUCUCUGUGUGCCCGGGCAUGGAUGUGUGUGCCCGGUUGUGGUGUGCCGUGGUGCGCCAGGGACAGAUGGUGUGUCUCACCAAGAAGCUGCCUGCUGUGGAAGGGACCCCAUGUGGCAAAGGGAGGAUUUGUUUGCAGGGCAAAUGCGUAGACAAAACCAAGAAAAAGUAUUAUUCGACAUCAAGUCAUGGCAACUGGGGCUCUUGGGGACCUUGGGGCCAAUGUUCUCGUUCAUGUGGGGGAGGAGUACAGUUUGCCUACCGGCACUGCAAUAAUCCUGCACCGAGAAACAACGGUCGCUACUGCACAGGGAAGAGAGCCAUCUACCGCUCCUGCAGUGUGGUGCCCUGCCCGUCCAAUGGUAAAUCUUUCCGCCAAGAGCAAUGUGAGGCUAAAAACGGCUACCAGUCUGAUGUGAAAGGUGUGAAGACAUUUGUGGAAUGGGUUCCCAAGUACGCAGGUGUUUUGCCUGGGGAUGUGUGCAAACUGACCUGCAGAGCUAAGGGCACUGGCUACUACGUGGUAUUUUCACCAAAGGUAACUGAUGGAACUGAAUGUAGACCAUACAGCAAUUCUGUCUGUGUCCGGGGAAAGUGUGUUAGAACUGGCUGUGAUGGCAUCAUAGGCUCUAAGCUACAGUAUGACAAGUGUGGAGUGUGUGGAGGGGACAACUCCAGUUGUACCAAGGUGAUUGGGACCUUCAAUAAAAAGAGUAAGGGCUACACUGAUGUUGUAAGGAUUCCUGAAGGAGCAACCCAUAUAAAAGUUCGACAGUUCAAAGCCAAAGACCAGACUCGAUUCACAGCCUACUUAGCCCUAAAGAAGAAAAAUGGUGAGUACCUAAUUAAUGGAAAGUAUAUGAUCUCCACUUCAGAAACAAUCAUUGACAUCAAUGGAACCGUCAUGAACUAUAGCGGUUGGAGCCACCGGGAUGACUUCUUGCAUGGAAUGGGCUACUCAGCCACAAAAGAAAUUUUAAUUGUACAAAUUCUGGCAACUGACCCAACUAAAGCAUUGGAUGUUCGCUACAGCUUUUUUGUACCUAAGAAGUAUACUCAGAAAGGGAACUCUGUCACUAUCCACAGCAGCAAUAAAGUGGGAUCAGAACCUCCACGUCUACAGUGGGUGACAGGCCCAUGGCUGGCCUGUUCUAGAACUUGUGACACUGGUUGGCACACCAGGACAGUGCAGUGCCAAGAUGGAAACCGAAAGUUGGCCAAGGGAUGCCUUCUCUCUCACAGGCCUUCUGCUUUUAAACAGUGUUUGCUAAGGAAAUGCUAGCCUGUGGAUAGGUUAUUGUGCAAUGACAACCAGAUGGAUUCGUCUCUGAUGCAGACAUGGUAAAUAAAAAGAGGUCUACCUAAAGGCACAGAAGGUCACACUUCAGGGUCGUUAUCAAAAGGAGUCCACUUAUGGACAAAAUCUGCUUUCUGUGACCAAAUGAAGACAUGUGUUGCUUCAUAUGACAGAGGUAUACCUUGGAACAGAGAAAAUGUGGGAGCUAGUAAACCUCCUCCACAUGACAAGAAUAAAUAAACACUGAUGAAUGUAGAAUCAGGGGACAUUUGAAGAUGGCAGUAAAGUCUCCCUCUUGUCAUCUACCUCUUACAGAAUGUCUUCAAAGGCAUUGGAACCAUUUUCACCCAUAAUGCACAGUAGCUUAUUUUUACUGUUUGUAAAUACAUUCUCCCUUGAUAUGUCACUUUAUAUCACUUGGUUCAAUUAAAAAAUAUAUAUACAUAUAUAUAUAUAUAUAUUUCUAUUAAAAGGUGUUUGACCAAAGUAGGUCUGCAGCUAUUUCAACUCCUUCAAGUUUCCAGAAAGAGCUGUAGAUAUUUUACUGGAAAUUAAGAACAUGCUGCUGGUUUGAUAAGAUAUAGUAUAAAUUUCAGACUAUAGGAGGCAAAAUUUUAGUCAAAACCCAUUUUAACAGGAGCAAUCUUUGGAGAAAUUCAACAAAGAGAAAGAUCUCAGUGUAUCUAGUCAUGUAAGUGCAAAUGAAGGUCCAUUCAUUCAUUUAAAAAUUCUUCUGUCUUUUUUUUUUUUUUAGACAACCUGCCAAAUUUAUUCAUCCUUAAGACACGGAAAUAGUGUUGAGGUGUCUGUAUGUUACAAGUAUUCAAAGUCUCAAAAGUUUUAUCUCAACACUAAAACAUGUAUCGUUCCUUAGUGCUAGAAUCGCACAGGGGAAGAUAUCCCUUCCCUUUAUAUUUUCCAUUUUUAUUUUUACAACUGCUUUCUAUUUCUGUGCUCAAGUCUGACAUUUCACAAAGUAUUGUAUACAUACAAAACACAAAGCAGAGCAUUUUCUGUCACAUUCAAUACCUUCAUCAUUGGUAUACCUCUUACCAGCAAGCCUUUAAAAUGCAUUUGUUUUUGCUUGUUUGUUUGUUGUGUUCCAAAGUUCUCAAAGAUCUACAGUGUUGUGUAACUCUUCUUGACUUAGUUUCAUAGGGAUAUUAACAAUGACUUAGCAGUAAGUCACAUCUAGAGUGCUUACCAUUAAUGCGAAUAAUGCAAAAAACCAAAAUAGUGGUUAAUAUUAGUAAGACUGUUUCCAUAUCACAGGCAGUAAUUCUUUUCAUUAAAAAAAAAAAAAACUUCAGUUAUACUGAUACUGUACUUCAGAUUUCUCCCAAUUGAAAGCAUUUGGUUGUACCAGUAAGUAUCUGGGUGAUGAAAUGUAAUGAUUUCUCCAUUUUUUUUAUUGCCACUAGGGUUAUCAUUGGGAUUCUGUGCCUGCACUAAGAAUCUACCACUCCUGGAAGUUAUUGAAUACUUUUAUUUUUUUUCUUUUGUUUUAUUUGAUAAGAUAGAGAGAAAUUGAGAGGGGAGGAGGAGAUAGAGAAGAGGAAAGACAGAGAAAUACCUGCAGCACUGCUUCACCACUUUUAAAUCUUCCUCUCUAUAUGUCCGGGGACUGGGAACUUGAACCCCUGUCUUUGUGCAUGGUAACAUGUGCAUUCAACCAGGUGCACUACUAUCCAACUGUUAGUUUGUUGCUUUUUAUCUCCAUAGCCUAUCUAAGAUAGGUUGUAAGUUUGAAUAGUGAGGCAUGGAAUUGUUUUGUUUUACAGUCAGGUGCAUAAGAUUCUGUUUUAAGCAGAAAAUUGCAUCCUUCUAUCCCACAGCUCAACAAAUCCAAGAUGUUUCACUGCACUGGGAUUUAUUUGUCUUUAUGAAAUAGCACAAAGUCAAUUAUUUAUAAGUUUUAUCAAUAAGUAUUCAAAUUUGCCCAUAUGAGGAUGCUAGGGAAUCUUUUAGUUCUUCUAAGGUCAGAAAAGUUUAUUUUCAUUAUAAAAUAUUUUAAUAUAAAAAUUUAUGUAGUUAAUCUUGCUAUAUAAGAUCCAUUUUAGUGAGUCAGGAGGAUGAAUGUCUAACUGUUUAAAGUAUCUUCUUAAACUAUUUGGUAUAACAAAUAAUGGUUUUACACAACUGAUAAUCAUCCUUUGUAGUUUCACAAAUUGAUCUUCCUUUUAGAUCUGGCCAUUUUUUAAAUUAAACUACAGUGAGAGAAGUGACUACAUAUCACUGGUAACCUCUACUUUUUGAUGGAGAUUACCAAAUGUCAAGAAAUAGAGACCAAAGCUAGCCAUUUAAAUGAAAAAGUAAGAUUAAAAAAAAUCACAUUAUUUGACUAUGUAGAGAAUACUGUUAGUGAAGUCAACAUUAUUUUUUUCCAAUUGUCACAAACUUUCAAUUGAUUGAAGUAUAACAAAUCUCAUUUUAGCUUUAUUUCUUAAAGCUAUAUAGACUGUAUUAUAAAAACAUAUUCGAAGGGAAGGUGUGAUUUCUGUUUGGUCUCCUUCUCUAUGUUCAUGCUUAUAUUUUUAAAAUGAUUUGUUAAUGACUCAUCCCAAGAAUGGGAGUUCAGCAGUGGUCACUAAAAUACUCCUAGGGAAUUUAAAACAACGACAAAAACCGGCUGUUUCAUGCUUUCAGGGAAUUGCUUGGUUUUGGUUUGAGUAUCAGUAGAGUGAAUGAAGAAUGUAUUUGUCAGUGCCUUAGAAAACAGAUAUAGAAAAUGAAAUUCAGAUAAAUCAUAUGUUAGACAGAUAAAAAGAGCUAUGGGUAAGGGGAAAAUGAUCUGUAAUGUAAUCUAAUCCAGUUUGAUUUUGGACUAUACUUUUUAUCACUCCAUACUUGUAAUCUUAAAUGUAAAAUGGUUAAGAAUAAUGUACUAUUUCCUCAAAAGAAACGCACCUCAAUCUGAAAAUGCUCAGAUUAAAUGCUCGGUGAAUCUAAUCUCAUUUACAAAUACUAAGCACUCCUGACUAAAUUUGAUUAAUUACAAUGGGAGUCCAGAAGAAAACUGCAUUUUAUUUCUUCUAGAAUAAAAGAUAUCAAAUUAAGCACUGCCUUUCCAUGUAGUGUUGUAAGGACACUAUGUUAAUUUAUUUAAUACAUUCAUUCUUGCUUUAGCUUUCCUGUGGAAAUAGUUUUACCCCAUUAUCUAAGAAUUAAGGGAUUAAUCACAAACAACAACAAAAAGUUGCAGCACUGAAAAAAAAGAAGUAAUUUAUUGUUUCGCAACUAGUAUGUGAAUUUGUGUGAUAAAUUUAUUUAUUUUAUUUAACAAAAGUAUGUGCACAUUUUUCUAUAUUUAAAUGUUUUGCUGUUGUCCUACUUUUUAAUUUAUGCUUCUUGUUUGUGUAUAAAUUGAGUUUACAUAAUAUACA
Molecule: messenger RNA, 7051 nt
Organism: Erinaceus europaeus (western European hedgehog)
Lineage: Eukaryota; Metazoa; Chordata; Mammalia; Eulipotyphla; Erinaceidae
Gene: ADAMTS5
Product: ADAM metallopeptidase with thrombospondin type 1 motif 5
Exons: 8
Coding region: 855-3653 (932 amino acids)
Biological process (GO): extracellular matrix organization; proteolysis
Molecular function (GO): zinc ion binding; metalloendopeptidase activity
Source: RefSeq, a predicted model, not a curated record